This is a messenger RNA of Alosa sapidissima (American shad), 913 nucleotides long. It is a transcript of the gene tmigd1, whose product is annotated as transmembrane and immunoglobulin domain containing 1. The transcript has 6 exons. Lineage: Eukaryota; Metazoa; Chordata; Actinopteri; Clupeiformes; Clupeidae. Bases 133 to 879 code for a protein of 248 amino acids. The record is from RefSeq and is a predicted model, not a curated record.
UGGUGUACUUAAAUGUGUGCAACAGGCCUGUCGGAUCUUUUUCUCAAAGAGACAGUCAACCUUUGGAUUGCCCGCAGCUAGUUUUGGACAAUCAUCACACAAGUCUCGCUACCAGCCUCCUUAGCAGUAAGGAUGGGAGUGAUGUGGACCGGUGCUCUCACUCACCUCGUCCUUCUCUUGAGCUUCAGGGCAGAAGCUGUGAUAGUGGAGUCGAAUCCUGCGGUGGACAAUGGGGGCUUUAUUCAGACCAGGCUGGACCAGAUCGUGUCCCUGUCCUGCUCGGCGGCCUCUGCAGGCGGGGAGGGCGAGUUGCAGUGGUUCCGUAACGGGAUGCUGGUGGAUCUGAAGGAGGGGAACUACAUCAGCCAGAGCCUCCUAUGUGUCAGCCCCGUGACCCGGGAGGACAAUGGUGCCAUCUUCCGGUGCCAGCUGAAGAACAAUGCAGCCCUCAACGGCUCUGUGCAGCUGGAGGUGACCUAUGCCCCUGACCUCUCAGGCAAAGAGGAGCUGUCCGUUGAGGAGAAGAGUACACUGACCCUCUCCUGUGACUCUCGCGCCAACCCCCCUGUGACCAUGGUUUGGAGCCGUGAUGGCCAGGUGCUCGACCUGUCCGAGGGGCACUUCACUGCCACCAACGACGGAGUUACAGCACGCCUCAGUGUGCACAGCGUAAAGCGAGAGCUCCACCAGGGCGAGUACACUUGCACGGCCACCUCACCUGUGGAGCCCAAGAAAACCAAGAACUUCCAGGUCACUGUAACCGAUAAGACCAUAAAGUUUCCCCGGGACCCAAUGAUUGCUGGAAUAGUUGUGAUUGCCUGCACUGUCGUUCUCGCAGUGCUUGCCCGAUGGGAAAAGAUUGUCAAGUGCUGCAAGUGAGUGGGAGUUGGCCAGGAUCAGCAGGAAUGAAAAA